AUGUUCUCUUUUGUAGGUCAAGAAAAUUUGCUUGAUCAUCCAAUUGAAGAAAACGAUAUCCACAGUGCCACACAAGAUUUGCAAAGUGAUAUGGAGGAAGUAAAAGUCUCUUUCCAGAACAAGACAUUGGCCUUGCAGAGAAUCCAAAUUAUGGAUGCCCUGAGAGAGAAAUUGAAACAAGAUGAUGAUGAUUCACGUCUGAUCCUGGAAACAAUGAAACGCAUAAUGUUGCUCAGCCAGACAAUAAUUGAAUACCAGCAGCGAGCACAUCAGAAGGAACAGCAGUUGAUUGACAUUAAAAGGAAAAGACUCUUACUAAAAAACAGAGGACAGAAACUACAGGAAAUUCAGAACAUGAUGAAAAAGCCAAAGGAGAAACAAGAAAGCGUGAAUGUCAUUGAAACAGAGAAGAUACUUCAAAUAUUAGAAAAAGAAAGAGCAAUAACUACAAUACUUCAAAACGUGUUCCAGAACAUCAUAAUUGGAAGCGGAGUUAACUGGGCAGAAGAUCCAUCUUUAAAGGCAAUUGUUCUACAGCUUGAAAAAAAUGUCUAUCUUCAGUGAGCCAGGAGACGUGGUUUUCAUUUCGCGCAAUGUGUGCAUUUUAUCUGAGCUUGAUAGAUUGUGUAUCUCAAAAACAUAGUUCAAAUUUUUAAAUCCUUGACAUUUCUGAAAGAUUUUAUUUUCUCUAGAGAAUUAGAAUGUGUCCAAGCAAUUCUUUGAAAUUAAAUUUGUCUUCUGGUUGACAACAAAUGUUUGAACAGGUAGUAGAGCUGGUGAAAUGAAACAAUCUGAAGACUCACUCCUCAAGCUGUUCUGUCUGGAGUUCUCAUUUGUCUCUGAAAGGCAACAAUAACAUAAGAAAUGUUUCAAGGUUUCGUGUAGGAAUGGAUUUAAACUGAGGCUUUACCUCUUUCCUGGGGACCAGCAGGCCAUGGAGCUCAAGGAAAGAUGCAUGACCCUGCUCUGUCCCAGUUG
Molecule: messenger RNA, 978 nt
Organism: Sturnus vulgaris (Common starling)
Lineage: Eukaryota; Metazoa; Chordata; Aves; Passeriformes; Sturnidae
Source: RefSeq, a predicted model, not a curated record